Messenger RNA from Seriola dumerili (greater amberjack), 4630 nucleotides. RefSeq names its product Sin3A associated protein 130 (gene sap130a). Lineage: Eukaryota; Metazoa; Chordata; Actinopteri; Carangiformes; Carangidae. Gene Ontology annotation, biological process: negative regulation of transcription by RNA polymerase II. Gene Ontology annotation, cellular component: Sin3-type complex. The transcript is spliced from 21 exons. The record is from RefSeq and is a predicted model, not a curated record. Bases 103 to 3258 code for a protein of 1051 amino acids.
CCGGCUUACAUGUUGGAAAAAAGAAAAGACGAAUGGAAAAAACUGUAAUCCACAAAACGACCAUUGCCUAGUCACUCCGCGAUACGGUCAUAAAUAGUUGAAAUGAGCUCCCAGCAAUUCCCCCGACACGGGCUGCCUCCCUCCAGCGGGGGAGCACCACAGCUCCCUGCUGCUGGAAACCUUGUGUCUGUCAAUCAGCCGUCAAAUGCUCCAGCUGGUGCAGAUGCAGACAGCAGUCGGGAUGCUGACCACGGGCAGCAGGAUCAUCCACCAGCUGGGGGAGGGGGGACUUUGACGUUCAGAGAUGACAAGCAGGAGACCAUGGUGGUCAGACCUUAUCCACAAGUGCAGACACACGGCCAGCCGCAAGCUGCUCCCCAGACUGUGCCCAUCCAGCCUGGCACACCUGUGACUGUACCUGCCCCCCCUGUCCACCUCCCCCAGGGCCAGCCUGCAGUCCUCACUGAGGGACAGGUGAAGGCUGUCCUGAAGUCACCUAUGCAAAGUCGUCUUAUUGCCCCAGCACCAGCUUCCAACCAGGCUCAUAUCCCCAUGCCCCCCAAAGUGCCUGGUCACAUUACUGUCACCUUAGAGAGCAGUAUUGCUCCAACCCCGUCCAUACCUGUGGCAACCAUCAGUGGUCAGCAGGGUCACUCCAGCAACGUACACCACCUGAUGCCAGCUAACAUUCAGAUCAUUAGGACCCCUGCCGUCCCUCCUCAGACCUUCACAUCUCAUUUACCCAGAGGGGCUGCUGCAGCAGCUGUUAUGUCUAGCUCCAAAACUGUCCUGCGGCCAGCCACCGGGGCAAGUGCGGGUCCCGGCCAGCCCACAGUGCAGCAUAUCAUCCACCAGACUAUUCAGUCUCGCCCUGCUGUUACAACCUCUACAGCUGUGCUUCCAACUGUGGUGGCCCCCAUCUCAGCAACUAGAACUCAGUCCCCAGUUAUCAGUCCGACUGCUACACACUCUGCGGAGGUGGCACACGGGCGUUCAGCGCUGACCCUUCACCCACCUCCAGCCACCGUCAGUAUUCAGAGGCCUCAGACGUCCCGUGACACCCCCACAAGGAUCACACUGCCGUCACACCCUGCGAUUGGGGCUCAAAAGCCUCAGCCUCCACACACUAUGACACAGAAACCCAUGUUCAGUACUGCGACACCAGUAGUUGCAGCAACUGUGGCACCAAUCGUCGCCACUAACACUGUGCCAUCAACCACGACAAUAGGCUCUGUGCCGCAUACCCAAAUGACGAGUAACACUAUCGUCACCAUGACGAUGGCCUCGCACUCCUCCCAUGCUACAGCUGUGACCACCUCCACCAUCCCCGUUGCUAAAGUGGUUCCUCAGCCCAUCGCCCACAAUUCAUCCCGUGUGCAGCCCGACUACACGGGAGAAAGACCCAACCUCAUCCCCAUCUCAGGCCAUCGGUCGUCUCCUAACCCCGUCACCAUGGAGGCGCGAAGCGACAACAGGCCGUCUGUGCCAGUACAGUUCCAGUAUUUCCUGCCGGCUUACUCUUCGUCAUACCCUCUGACACACACAUACACCCCCAUCAGCAGCUCUGUGUCGACCAUCCGCCAGUAUCCCGUCACUCCUCAAGCUCCAAGUUCAGCACUGCCCACACAGCCUGGAGUAGGCGUGGCCACCACUGUCCAUCUAAACCACAUGCAGCUGAUGGCGGUUGAUCGGAUUGGUCUGCCCUCUGCACAAAUCAGCACCCAAGGGCUCCAGCCAGCGCCGAUCGCUGCGCAGGGCAUCCAGCCUGCACCGAUAGGAGUGCAAGGUCUGCACACGUCCGCGUCAAUCACCACACAGCAGCAGGCACCCAUAGCCACUCAGCAGCAGCAGCAACAGCCGCAGUCUGAAGCUAAACCCGGGGUUGUUUUGGCUGACGGCUUUGUAGCCAGCCCAAUCAGCAGCACAUUCAGCACCACCCAGCCAGUAGCCACCAUGGUGCAGGCACACGCUCAGGGAGGAGUAGGAGGAGCUCCCACCCUGGUAUCAUCCCCUAGGCCCAGCAUCCUUCGCAAGAAGCCCGCUGGUGAUGGCUGUGUUCGUAAGAACCUGAUCCCCGCCCAACCCAGUGAACCCAGCGGAGGCAGAAUUGAGAGUGGCGUGAGAGGAGCAGGAUCUCCCAGACCUGCAGGGGUGAAACCCAAAGCCGAGGUGCACAUGGCAGUGGCUCCUCCUGUCAUGGCUACAGUGGAAGCGCUACCUUCUCAGGGAGGGGAGCAGCAGGUGGUGUCCUCGAACACCCAGCACCUCGCCCAAGCCAUCCCCACCAUGCUCGCCACGCCGGGACCUGUACCUCCCUCCCAGCCCUCCACUGUCCUCUCAGCCCUGCCAGCAGCCAUGGCUGUAACUCCCCCCGUCCCCGCUUCGAUGGCCAACACUGUGGCCUCCCCGACUCAGCCGGCAGCCAGUAGCACCGCAGCUUGUGCCGCCAGCUCCACCUGCCCAGAUGUGAAAAUUAAGCAGGAGGCGGAGGCCAUGGACACCCAGCCAGAUCCCAAUGCGAACUUGUCAUCAGGCCCGGCACUCACCACCCAGGCCUCCACCCUGAACACUCCUGCCACAGGAGAACUGAUCCCCGGCGCCUCCCCGAGGAAGAAGCCCCGCAAGCAGCAGCACGUUAUUUCCACAGAGGAGAGUGAGAUGGUGGAGACCAACAGCACGGACGAAGAAAAAGCUCCCGGCAGGCCCAUCACCGGCAGGGCUGAGAGGUGUGAAUCUCCACCAAGGGAAUACGUUGAUGAAGAAGGAGUGCGUUACGUGCCAGUCAGGCCUCGGCCACCUGUCACCCUCUUGCGGCACUACCGUAACCCCUGGAAAGCUGCCUACCACCACUUCCAGAGGUACAGCGAUAUCCGGGUCAAAGAGGAGAAGAAGGGCACCUUGCAGGAUAUGGCUAAUCAGAGAGGCGUGGCGUGCAGAGCACAGGGCUGGAAAAUUCAUCUGUGUGCUGCACAGCUCAGGCAGCUGUCGAGUUUGGAGCAUGAUGUGUACAGCCGCCUCUCCACCCUGCAAGAGGGUCUGAUUCCAAAGAAGAGAGCAGGUGCCGACGACGACCUUCACCGAAUCAACGAGCUCAUACAGGGUAACAUGCAGCGCUGUAAGCUGGUGAUGGACCAGGUGACCGAGGCCAGAGACACCAUGAUGAAAGUGCUCGACCACAAGGAGAAAGUGCUGAAGCUGCUCAACAAGAACGGUGCCGUCAAGAAGUCCUCCAAACUGAAGCGUAAAGAACGGGCGUGAGCUGGACCUUCUCUUCUGUCGCCGACCGCCACUGUCCCCUCCCUGCAGGGGGGUGAAGGAGCUGCUCAAAAUUUGGUGCUAAGAUUUGCCGCAUACAAUCGCAUGCACCCUCCCUAUCUGCCUGAGAGUGGACAGAGGGAAAUGACAGGAGGACGCAGAAAAGCCUAUGAGGAAUAGGUUCUCAUUAAAGACAGAGCACACAUAUUGAGCGUGGAGCAUUGUAGGUUGCAUUAGAGAGGCCAACUGGACGGCCCUGCCACUGUUUCCCUCCUUUUUUUUUUGUUCACUUUUGAAGACCCCCAGAGACCAUUUCUACUAACUUAGUCUCCGCCUCUUCUCCUAAGACAAUGUUUGAAGCUGGCACGAUGUGUAUUUGUGAUAUUUGGCACUAAAUGCAGGUGCAGUAAAUCCCUAAUAAGUGAUGAAAGUAUUUCAGUUAAGGUGAACCACCCAAGAGUUAUUGAAUGGGAUUGAUCAAAAAUCAUUUCUAAGGAGUCCUUUAGCAAAACUGUGUGUGUGUGUGUAUACAGACUAAUCUCAGUUGUGCUCUUUUCAUCAAUCUGUGCCUUCAUUCUGUCAGUGUACAUGGAACGGACAGGGACGUGUGAAAGCGGAUUCACAUGCUGUCGAAAUAUUCUUAAAAUACGCUUCAGAGAAAAGGUUGAGGCCAGUGUCGCUGCUUCCCCUUUUUCUUUUUUUCUCUCUCCGAUCAUCCUGCACCUGCAUUUUUUUUUAUUUUUUAUUUUAUUUGUUCAUCUACUUUGGGUAAACGAUCACCUACCAGCCACAACUUAAGGUGUAAUCUAAAAGAUAAUAGAAUACUUUCAUGAGCUGAGGUAAAAUAAAAUAAAAUAAAAGAACCUAAACGUGGCAGUGCUCACCUGUUGUCACAGGAUAAAUAGUGUCCUUCGAUGGUUAUCUGAAAAUAAAAACACACUGCAUAUGCAUUACGCCAAGUUAACUUAACAUUUAAAACCACCAUGAAUCACCCACUUAAUUAAAAUAAAUUGAUGUCAUGGUGGUAAGAACAUACUCUGAUUUGGUUUCAGAAGCUACAGUGCUUUAAAGACAGACAGACAGACAGACAGACAGACAGACAGACAGACAGAGAGAGUAUUCAUUGUGUGAUUAGAAAGGUGGAUUGUUCAUGUAAAUCACUGUAAAUGUGCUUUUGGUUUUUGUUUUUUUUUUUCCAUUGACCUGGUUCUUUUCAAGUUUUGUACUCGGUGAAACAUUUUGUGCUGUGUGACGUGUGCCACUUCAUUUUUGCAGAGUGUAACGAUAAUGACGUUAUGAGAUGAAGUGAGCCUGAAACAUCCAGCUAUUGUACAUUGUUUUUGUCUGUGUAAUUAUAGUAAAGAUACUUAAACAA